Molecule: messenger RNA, 2766 nt
Organism: Parnassius mnemosyne (clouded apollo)
Lineage: Eukaryota; Metazoa; Arthropoda; Insecta; Lepidoptera; Papilionidae
Source: the annotation of a GenBank genome assembly
AUUGUUCUUGGAGACUAUUUCAAGGAAGGUACAAUAUGGUGCCGCCGGUUGUGAAGCAGACGUGGGCAGUAUCGGCAGUCCUCAUCAACAUGUUCGCCCAAGGCAUGAUGCUAAGUUACCCUUCCAGUUUGCUGCCAGCGAUCCAGGCUCCAGACUCCGACAUAAAAGUAGAUUUAAAUACAGCAUCUUGGCUAGGUAUAAAUAUGUUUUAUCAUUAUAUCUUUGCGAGGCUUAAAGGUAAUUGAAAGGUGCGUGAAAAGGUUUCCUGGUUUAUCGUAAAAAGGUGUACACGUCCUACUCAUUAACUGAACAAGCUCUGACAAAACGUUACGUCCUACAUGCGUCGAAAUGAGAGUCAAGCAGUUAGUCUAAGCUCAUUGGUCCAGUCCGGAAUAAACAAAUAUUAGACAUGUUGUGUAACAUUGCGCUGCGUCGCGCAAUUGCAUCAACUCAAUUCCGCCGGAUGUGUUAACUCACUUCUUCAAAAUGUGUUGGCCGCAUAUCGCAGGUUUGGGAAAUUCGAAAGUGGAUAUGAUAUUGAGUGGCUCGUAGAAUAUAGAGGAGUGUUAUUGAACACUUAUGGUAUGGUAUUUCACAAAUCUUCCUGUAUAUUUUUUAUAAGCUACAACUCCGUGAAAUGUAAAAGGAAUGAUAGUGAUAGGUAAUAUUUCUUUUUUACAUUUUUUUUAUUUACUGGCCACAAGGUUUAUUUUGACAGAUGGCUGAGUUGACAGAUGUAUGUAAAAUGUGUUGCGCCAUAGCGUAAUUUUAAGUUAACCCAAUAAGCCGGUGCAAUAAACUACACCUGAGUUACUAAGUUAACGCAAGGAAUUUCACUGCGUUACCCAUGUUUAGCACAUAUUCCCUACAUUAUUCCUCAGACAUGCAGGUUUCCUCAUGAAUUCUUUCUCUCAAACUAAGUGGUAAAUCAUCAAUUAAAAUUUUGAAGUCUUUUGAUAACCCGAACUCAAAUUCUACAUACCAGCUUCAUGCUGCUGUGUUACGUAUGGUGAGUGUAGGGAACCGGAGACCCUUUUUACUGGAAAAUAGGCGUUCCUUCUUAGUCCUCACGGGUGACAACGCAUCUGCAUUUUGAUUCGCAAACGAGGAUAGAUGUAGAUGUCUAUGGGCCACAGCAACCACUUACCAUCAGUUGGACUAUGUGCUCGUUUGGCAUCCUAUCCUAUAAAACAAAAAAACAAACAAACAAAUUCUACAUACUUGUACAUACUUAAAAAAUCAAAAAAAUCACGUGUCGCUUUUCGAACGUUACGUCAUAUUUAAAAUUAUUAUUGUAAAAAGCUCAUUUUAUAUUUCAGCUUCAGUGGUUGGAGUGGCUGGAAUCCCUGGCUUUCUGAUAUCUUCUAUCCUCAUGGAUUGGGGAGGUAGGAAGAUGGCGCACGCUAUAGUCAUAAUACCCGGCAUUUUGGGCUGGCUGUUCAUUUACUUAGGUGCAAAUGUAACUUCACUUAUUAUAGGAAGAUUAUUGAGUGGGUUCACGGGUGGUGCUUCAGUUUGUCUAGGAGCAGUGGUUAUUGGAGAAUAUUCAAGUCCUAAAAAUAGAGGCACUUACUUAAAUUUAAAAACAGCCAGCGUUUGCUUGGGGGGCAUGAUGAUUCACAUCCUGGGAAAUUUUUGUCACUGGAGAACUGUUGCAUUACUAUCAUUGUUCCCGUAUAUUAUUUCCCUCAUCAUAACAUUCACUUGGCCAGAAAGUCCUGCAUGGUUAGUUUCAAGAAAAGAAUUCGACAAGAGUGAACAGGCGUUUUAUUGGUUGAGAGGGCAUAGUGACGAAGCUGAAAAAGAAUUAUAUGAACUAAUCAAAGCUCAAAAGGAUAAACCAACUGUUAUAAAAAACAGCAGUUUCAACGAGAAAGUUGUUGACUUUUUAAAGAAAUUUACGAGGAAAGAUUUCGUCAAACCUGUAGUCAUUAUAGCACUUAGUGGGCUGCUAAUUGAAACUUCUUGCCGACAUAUUUUUCCCGCAUAUGCAUCACAAAUUAUUGGUGAAGUGACAGGGAACAAAUCUCAAUCGUUUUAUUAUACAUUAGCUAUCGAUAUAAUUAUAACGACCAGCGCUAUAUUUUCCUCUGUGUUGGUAAAAAUGUACAAGCGUCGCACUCUUCUAUUUGUUACUGGUUUUUCUGCUUUGUUUGUUUUAUUUAGUGUAUGCACAUACCUUUAUUUAGUAUCUAAAGCAAUAAUUUCUAAUAAUUAUACAUGGAUACCAAUAUCAUUAUUUGUACUGUACUUUAUAUUUGCCAAUUUGGGUUGUACACCAAUUCCUCUGGCUUUAUUAGGUGAAGUGUUACCAUUAGCUCACAGAGGUUCUGGAUCAGCUCUUGCAGGUCUUGUAAUGUCUAUCGCCAUACUAGUAGCACUUAAAAUUACGCCAUAUUUACUCGAAAGUGUUAAAGUUUAUGGUACAUUCACUGUUUUUGGAUCAGCUAUGGGCUUAACUCUAGUGGUGAUGUAUUUUAUAUUGCCCGAAACGAAAGAUAGAACUUUGCAGGAGAUUGAAGAUUAUUUUAAUUAUGGAAGAUUUAAGAACGACGAAAAGCUAAAUAAGGACGAAUGUGAAGAAGAUGUGAAGAUGAAAAUGAUUAGUUGAACAGGCUUGUAGUUUAUAGGUUUUUAAUAAAAGAAGAUUAACUAUCUUUUAAUAAGGAUAAUUAUCAUCUUAAAAUGAUCAAGCUAGUCAAGCGUUUAGAUAUUAAGUUUUAUCAGUAGACAUGUAAUUAUAAUUUGAAAAUAUAAGUUUAUUUU